AAGUUGAGAAUUCGUGUUCACAUGUACUAGUUCUUCCCUCGUUGCUGUUUGCACCAAAUACUGAGUGCCUGAUUCCUCCCAGUCUUGCUUCACCUCAUUCAAAGAUACGUACUAAAUGCUCAAACUCUUCUAGAAUAUAGGCGAUCUGUUUGACAUCGUCACGUACAGAUACACCGGUACAUGCAAUUUGGAAUUCGUUUUCACAGCAGUUCUCUCCUCGUCGCUGUGUGAACCAAGGACGAGUAACUUUGGCUUCACUUCAUUCAAAGAACUCAAAGAUAUGUGAAUGAUUUAAAUAGUAUUUUCAGGCAUACAGCUAGUUUAACAGACUGUUUAACAUCAAACAAACAUCUCUUCAGAACUCGUCUUCAGUCUUUCUCUUGUUGCGCCCAAGUCCAAAAUGGAAGUAAAUCUCCGCACAGAAAUGUAUCUUCUCGAAUUGCUGUUGUUCCACAUUACACAAAUCUGUACCGCAUCUGUCUGCCGAACACUACUAUUCAAAGAAUAUCUACAACAUAACAAAAUGCUUCUGAAUCACGUGAUUUCGAAUCACACGGUGAAUACCGAACGACAGUGUCGCUUUGAUUGCUACGACCAUCACGACUGCAUCUCGUACAACACUGGUCCCUCACCAACACAACCUGGGAUGAUAUUGUGUCAGCUGAACGAUGCCAUCCGCCAUCAGAAUCCAUUGGACUAUGUGAACAAACUAGGAUUCUCGUACAGGGGAGCAGAGAGCCCAUGUACGCCUAGGACUUGUUUAAAUGGUGGAAUUUGCCAGACAGGUUUCGGUGAACGUAACUUUAGAUGUAUAUGCUCAAAAUCGUUCGAGGGGGACUUGUGCCAAAACGACAAAGACGAGUGUAAAGAAGAGAUUUGUCCUGCGCAUUCCACCUGUGUGAACAGUUUUGGUUCAUUCUCCUGCUUCUGUAAGAAAGGGUUUGAAGGCAACGGGUUUCUACAUUGUACAGACAUUGACGAAUGCAGUGCAACUCACAAUUGUUCUUCAAAUGCAACUUGUACUAACACUCUGGGUAGCUACCGCUGUGAAUGCAACGUGGGCUACAGCGGAGAUGGGUUCAAUUGUACAGAACGAAACGAAUGCCAGCUUGAACAUAAUUGCUCAAUUCAUGCUGACUGCCUUAAUGUUAUGGGAUCGUACAGCUGUCAAUGCCGUGCUGGAUUCAGAGGAAAUGGAUGGCAAUGUAGAGACAUCGAUGAGUGCUCUACAAAUCAAUUUGACUGCCCCAUCUCGGCGAACUGUGAAAACAAGCCAGGCACGUAUACAUGCGUUUGUCCUGCUGGGUACGAAUACCAAGAACUUACCAAAUCAUGCAACGAUACCGACGAAUGUAACGCCGACAAAAAAGGCACGUGUCCUUCGAACUCUGUUUGUCGGAACUCACUUGGUUCCUACAGUUGUAAUUGYUUGGCGGGAUUUGUUGCUGAUAGCAAAGGCGACUGCAAAGAUAUCGAUGAAUGCAAUGAUCCAAAUAUUUGCCAGUUGUGUCUGAAUACAGAGGGUUCUUUUUCGUGUUAUUGCUCGAGUGGCUUUGCUUGGAAUGGACAUAGAUGCAUACCCCAGACGUAAAUGAAUGCGAUGGACCAGAUAACGGAUGUUCCCAACACGCAAGUUGCCUGAAC
Molecule: messenger RNA, 1644 nt
Organism: Exaiptasia diaphana
Lineage: Eukaryota; Metazoa; Cnidaria; Anthozoa; Actiniaria; Aiptasiidae
Product: adhesion G protein-coupled receptor E1
Exons: 10
Coding region: 401-1591 (396 amino acids)
Molecular function (GO): calcium ion binding
Source: RefSeq, a predicted model, not a curated record